Benincasa hispida (wax gourd) is the source of this 1190-nucleotide messenger RNA. Its product is annotated as cytidine deaminase 1-like. Gene Ontology annotation, cellular component: cytosol. Lineage: Eukaryota; Viridiplantae; Streptophyta; Magnoliopsida; Cucurbitales; Cucurbitaceae. Gene Ontology annotation, molecular function: cytidine deaminase activity; zinc ion binding. The record is from RefSeq and is a predicted model, not a curated record.
UAUUUAUAUUCCCUCUGGUUUUCGCUCUCAUGCCCUUCCUCCUCCGCCAAAGCUCUUGUUCCUCCUCUCUUCGCCACCGCCAUUUUCGUCGGAAUAUCACUCGAAUUUCCCUUCGCCCGUAAUGGACGGAUGUAGAUUCGUAAUCGAAGCGCCAGAAGUCGAAUCCAUGGCCAAACAAUCGGGCCGCACAAUUCCUCUGCUUCUUCCAUCUCUGGUCAAAUCGGCGCAGAGUCUAGCCCGGCCGCCGAUAUCGAAAUACCACGUCGGCGCCGUCGGUCUUGGAUCCUCCGGGAGAGUGUUCUUCGGUGUCAAUCUUGAAUUCCCCGGUCUUCCUCUUCAUCAAUCUGUUCACGCCGAACAAUUCCUCGUCACAAAUCUCGCCCUAAACGGCGAAUCUCACCUCAAUUACCUUGCUGUCUCCGCCUUCCCUUGCGGCCAUUGCCGCCAAUUCCUCCAAGAAGUUCGCUCCGCCGCCGAGAUCAAAAUCCUCGUCUCUGAAUCCGAUUCCAGUUCCAACGAUUACGUUCCUCUCCCCCAAUUUCUCCCUAACCGAUUCGGUCCCGAUGACCUUCUCGAUAAAGACGUUCCAUUACUCCUCGAGCCCCGAUUUAACGGCCUAACUUUAUCGAACGAAUCCGCCGGAAAUGAAAAGCUCUGUAAUGGCACUCACGGUGGCGAUUUGGAGAAACUCAAACGCGCCGCCUUAGAUGCCGCGAAUAUGUCCCACGCGCCGUACAGUAAAUGUCCGUCGGGAGUUGCGUUGAUGGACAACAAUGGACGAAUCUACAAUGGAUCUUACAUGGAAUCGGCUGCGUAUAAUCCAAGUAUGGGGCCGGUACAGGCGGCGAUAGUGUCGUACAUCGCCGGCGGCGGUGGCGAAUAUGAGAGAAUCGUCGCCGCCGUGUUGGUGGAGAAGGAUGGCGUGGAAGUGAAGCAAGAACAAGCGGCGAGGCUGUUACUGGAGACGAUCUCGCCGGAAUGUGAAUUUAGGGUGGUUCAUUGUAUCGCCGCCGUGUGAUUGGGCGGAGGAAAUUAAUUGUUGGAGGUUAACUCAAAACUGUUUACUGCAUGUUAAUAAAAAUGAUGUCGAAUUUUCACAAAUAAUUAUUUUGGUAAAUAAAAAAUAGGGUCUGUUGAGAAAUAAAUGGAUCGUUUUUUUCUUGGGUUAAUUUGAAUGGCAAUUUCCGAGA